AUGGACAGGGGCCUCUUCUACCUGACCUUCAAGCCUGAUAUUGGCAUCAACAGACAUGAGGCUCCUUACCUCAACCAAGAUGGCUAUGUCGAUUUCUCCCCCGAUGAUGUUGAGAAUCCACGAAACUGGUCCAUGACUCGGAAAUGGACUAUUACAUGCCUCGCCGUUCUACUAGCCAUGAACGGAAACUUUGCUUCAAGCAUCUUCUCAGGCAGCUUCGACUCUGUCGUUGAAGAGUUUGGCGUCUCGCAAGUUGCUGCAGGCUUGACAACCACCAUGUUUCUCCUCGGUUUCUGCGCAGGACCUUUUGUCUUUGCGCCUCUGUCUGAGUUCUACGGUCGUCGAUGGAUCUUCUAUAUCACCUUUAUCGCAUACAUGGCCUUUAACUUUCUCUGCGCUUUCCCCGCAAACUUUGAGUCGCUUCUCGUUGGAAGAUUCUUGGCUGGAGUUUUUAUCUCUGCUCCUCUGAGCACCACUCCCGGUGUCCUAGUCGAUCUUUGGGACCCUAUAGAGCGAGGAAAUGCCACUGGAAUCUUUAGCUUGGCUUCUUGGGUCGGCCCAUCGCUUGGACCUGUAGUUUCUGGCUUUGUCCAGCUAAAGAAAGACUGGCGAUGGGGCAUGUACUCUGUCCUCUGGCUCGGAGCCCUGACCGUACUCGUCAUGUUCAUGAUCCCCGAAACGCAUGCGCCGACUAUCCUCGCCAAAAAGUCCAAACGGGCUCGACAGUCUGGAAUUCCUGGUUAUGAGAAGGCCAUCAUGGAGGGAGAAGAGGACAAGCCCAGCUUGGCCCAAGUCUACAAGCUGGCGCUGACACGGCCUUGGAUUCUCAUGUUCGACCUCAUCUCUCUUCUCUGCUCCAUCUACACCUGCAUCGUAUUCACCCUCCAGUUCAUGCUCUUCAGCAUCUAUCCUAUUGUCUUCCGGGACAUGAGAGGCUGGAAUGCCGGGGUUUCACAGCUACCUCUACUCGGCCAGGUCGUCGGGGCUGUUCUUGGAGCCACUGUCAUCUUUGUCGACAGCGAGCGACGGCGAGGCAAGGAGGCGUCCGGAAAGACUCUCCUGCCAGAGGAUCGACUUCUCAUGGCCAUGUUUGGUGGUGUUGCGUUCCCCAUCACCAUGUUUUGGCUUGCGUGGUCAGCCGAACAUAAUGCCGUUCCCUGGAUUGUCCCAACGCUUGCAGGUACCUUCCUCUCAGCCGCUCUGAUGCUGGUCUACGUCGCCAUUAUCAACUACCUCACCGACACCUACGCCCAGUACGCAGCCUCUGUCAUCGCGGCAAACACUGUUGCUCGCUCGGCCGGUAGCGCAGCGGCUCCUCUAUUCACGGCCCAGAUGUUCACCGCUCUCGGCGUCGGAGGCGGAGGCUCUCUCAUCGGAGGAGUCGCAACUAUGCUCGCCAUCAUCCCCUUUGUAUUCUUCUGGUAUGGCGCCCGCAUCCGAAGAAAGAGCAAGUACGCCCUCGUCGAGCCUGAUCAGAUGGAUAAUAUGGAUGAGGAGGCGGAUCCUACCGAUUACGGUGUCCAGGAUGGCGAGACUCAGCACACGGGUGACAUGGAUGAGCCUGAUGCCACCAAACGCUCUGACGACGCAUGA
Molecule: messenger RNA, 1593 nt
Organism: Fusarium sp. VM40
Lineage: Eukaryota; Fungi; Ascomycota; Sordariomycetes; Hypocreales; Nectriaceae
Source: the annotation of a GenBank genome assembly